CAAAAUUGCUUUUUUUUCCCCCCCAAAUGUAGAACUCAGUACAUUUACCCCUGCCUUUAUCCCCAAGAGACUGUUGCAACAUGCUCUCCACAAGGCUGUAUCUCAAAACCAUUUGCAAAGUUAGUAGAGAAGUGGAGUAUCAUUAAAAUGCUGCUUCCUCUCAUACAAUGUCCAUCACUAUCAUAUCCAAAUGGCUGUGCCUACCAGACUGUAUGGUCUUCUGAUUAAUUCAUGAAUUAAAUUGAAAGUAUUAGACUUGACCGAAACAACUCAAGUGGUUUGGGAACUGUUUACACAAGAGACCACUCCCUUUGCUAUAUCACAGCAGCUGCAAUCAGCGGUGGUCUUCGAACUAACAAUUCCACUUAAAAGAGAAAGGCCUGGUUGUAGGGGGGAGGAUAUCUGUGUGGAGUCCUAGCCCUGAACACAUUGCCUUGAGCUCUGUCCUACUGAUUUUGCUGAACUCCAGAGCACGGUCCCCAGAGAAAGGGGGAAAUGAUGAAGGCUUGGUGUUUUAUCCUCUUGCUAAGUUGGUUCACCCUGCAGCUUGAUGCUAACCCUGGGCUCAAAGUGAGGCUAACACAAAAAGGGCUGGACUUUGGCAAGGAGAUUGGGAUGGAGAUCCUGAAAGAAAGGAUAAAAGAGGAAAGCUUCCCAGAUUGGAACGACUCUGAGAAAUUUGGGCUUAGUGAGAUCAACUACCAUCUUUCAGGGAUAAGAAUUGACACCAUUGAAUUCCCCAAUACUGCUAUAUCCCUCAUCCCUGGGACUGGAAUAAAACUAACCAUUGAAAAUGCUUAUGUAAUCAUCAAGGCCAACUGGAACAUAAGGAGCUGGAUGUUCAAAGGCAGUGGAAGAACUACAGUGGCCAUCUCAGGAAUGUCUAUUACAGCAAUACUUGUAAUGUCAAUGGAUAGCACAGGUCAUCCAUCAAUAUCACUUGACAGUUGUCAGAUGAUUGUUAGUGGUGUUGAAGUUAAGUUGCAUGGGAAAAACAGCUGGUUCUAUAAUAUGUUUACUAAAUUCCUCGAGAAGUCCAUCCGCAGGAUCUUGCAUAGUAAUUCAUGUCCAAACCUCAGGCAGGAGAUUGAAAUAAUCGAUACGGAGCUCCGAAUACUGCAGAUCCUAAUGCAGAUUGAUGACUUUGCCCAAAUAGACUACUCCCUAGUGACAUCUCCAGCAGUCUUCCAAUCAUACAUUGAUCUUGACUUACAGGGCACAACCUAUCCAGUUGGAAACUAUCCUGCCCACCCCUAUGUGCCUGUUCCCUUUGCUCUCCAAGACAGCAGUAACUCCAUGCUCUACCUUGCAGUAUCAGAGUAUUCCUUUCAGACCACUGCAUUUGCAUAUUACACAACUGGGGCUUUUGACAUCAUCAUCACGGAUGAGGUUUGCAGUUAUUUUAAUAUAACUACAGAGACAUUUGGCAGUAUCAUUCCUGAGGUUGCCCAGUAUUACGCAGAAUCACAGCCAGUGAUGUUGAACCUAACGGCUACCAAAACACCUGUGAUCAGUUUACAGACAGAUGCCUUUACUAUUGAGAUCCAUGGCUCCAUGGAGGUUCUGGCUGUCCUGCCAGAUGCAACCACCCAGUCCCUGUUUACAGUGAACAUAACAACCAAUAGCAGCAUCAGUCUGACUUUAUUUGAUCAGAAGCUAAUCGGCUCAUUAUGUCUGAACAGGUUCCAUCUCUCUCUGGCUGAUUCCAAUCUUGGCUUCUUUGAAAUCUCACUUUUGGAGAAUUUCUUCUCUUACAUUUUACACACUGAAAUAAUCCCAUCAGCCAAUGCUAAACUAACAAAAGGAUUCCCUCUUCCAAACUUGGCCAAUCUUUCCUUGAAGAAACCUCUUAUUAAAGUUGAGCAGGGCUAUCUGUGGAUUUCCACAGAUGUAAACUAUGAACAGUAGGAAGGAGAAACCAUCAGGAUGGUCAGGACCCUCACAACUGAUUAUAACUCUGAAGCCUGACCACGGCCCCUUUAUUCUGAAAUGAAAGAUGUCUUUUUGUUUUUACUCUGAUUUGAGAGAGAAGCCCAGAGAAAAUACGGAAAUGAGUGCUGCAAUGUUCAGAACAUGUAAUGAUUGUAACAAGCAGGGAACCAUGGAAAAGGAUAUUGUAGCAUCUGUGUCUAUGGUUAAGUGGGGGAAGCACUUUUAUCCUGGACUUUGUACCUGCUGCAAAAAUAACUGUUUUAAAAGGUUAAAAUCUCUCUGUAAUCGAAGUCUUAUUAUGUAUUUUAUGGAAGCUUCAAUAUUCUUUAGAGAGAAAAAAAUGUAUGCCAACAAGUUACAAAUGCAGCUACUGAGCCACAUUUAAUGGUCUGUUCCUGGUAUAAACUUAUUCUACUUUCAACUGAA
Molecule: messenger RNA, 2358 nt
Organism: Gavialis gangeticus (Gharial)
Lineage: Eukaryota; Metazoa; Chordata; Crocodylia; Gavialidae
Product: BPI fold-containing family C protein-like
Exons: 16
Coding region: 496-1908 (470 amino acids)
Molecular function (GO): lipid binding
Source: RefSeq, a predicted model, not a curated record